UCGAUUAUAAAAUAAAAAUUUUUGUGUCCUAUUUUCCAAGUAGUGUGUAUUGUUGUUCCCGAAUUUUACCGAAGAAUUUUGUGAAAAUAAAAUUGAAAGAAAAUGCUGUCGAAUAAAUACGAUCAGAAAUAUAAAACUCGAAGAAAAAGAAAAUAUGUCUGUUUUCUUUCGAUAGUUUUUAUGUUUAUGAUUUCUGAAAUUGAAUGCAGAAGUAUUUUCGAUAAUAUACGUUUUAAGAGAUACGUAAAAGAUACGAAUAGAAAUGUCACAUGUACAGAUCCAGAAUUAUGUAAAAUCGGUAAUCGUUUAUCAAGUUUAUCCACAAACUUAGACACCGAUAAUAAUGGACAAUCCGCAUUACCUGACGACGAAGAUUACGAUAGUUAUUAUAACAGUGACACAGAUCUAUUACCGCCAGUGAAACCGUCCAAGAAGAAGUUAUCGAACACAGUCACCGAAUCUAGUCGAAUAAUCAUUGUUCGGCAGGGUGAUCAUCUCGAUCUAAAGUGUCCACUAAGCGGUGAUAUCAUCUGGAAACGUCAAGACGGUAGUAUUCUGUCACAUACCAAAGAUCAUUUUUCUUUUAAAAAAGCGAAUUUAUCAAAUACCGGCAUUUAUAUUUGCCACUCUAAAAAGGAAAAAAUUCAGUAUUAUUUUAAAAUAUAUGUGUAUUCAACAAGCGAUAAGCGAAAACCGAUUAUUUUGGAAACCAAAAAAACUGGAGUGGUUCAUGUGAACGCUACGGUGAUCUUAAAUUGUGAUCUGGUCAAAGAUCCAUCGCAGAAAGUGAAAUGGUAUAAUAAUUCAAAUCAUUUAAUACGCCAGGACGCGUUUCCGUUUCAACAGAUCUUGAUCUUACAAAAAUUGUCCCUAAAUGAUGCUGGAAAUUAUACUUGCUAUACGGAACGUGAUGGUUUCGGUAAAAAUAGUACAGCUAUUUUGAAAAUUGAUUCAAGAGAAAAUGUAUCAGCUCCUGUAUUCACACGACCCGAACGCAUGCAUAAAACGGUUGUCAAACCAGCAGGGAAUACGAUUACGUUAAAAUGUCCGGCAGAAGGUAACCCAACACCGAAUAUUACAUGGUAUAAGAAUGGUAAAGAGCCUACUCGACAACUAGGAGACUUCCGACGGCAAAAAUGGAUGUUAAUUAUUGAGGAUAUUGUAACUCAUGACACCGGAAAUUAUACAUGUGUCCUUUGCAACGAAUGGGGAUGCAUCAAUUUUACGUACAACGUCGAAAUUGUUGAGCGUAUAAGACAUAAACCAAUAUUAACAGAAGGUCCUGGCAAUGUGACAGCGGUGGUUGGGUCAAAUGUGACAUUUCAUUGUAAUUUUCUAUCAGAUUAUUCCUUACAUGUGGAAUGGUUUAAAAAUCGUACGGCUGAAAAUCAAAAUGAUACCGUAUUGAAGGAAUCUGGUAAUGGAACCAUGGAAGCAGAAGUACUCGAAUUAACGAAUGUAACACACAGCGAUGAAGGUUGGUAUGUAUGUGUAGCUGCAAACACAUUAGGCAGUUCACAUGCAAGCGCAUAUUUACAAGUGGUGGAUGUACUCCCGGAGGAACCAAUACAAACACCAAUUCGACAAUCAAAUUCGCUUGUAUUCAUUUUGGCUGGAGUUUUAUUUACCAUUUCAUUGGUGGCAACAAUUACUUUUGUUUGUACAUGUCGACGUUUGAAACGAGAAAAAUUAAAAAAAUUAAUUGCAAUUGAGACGGCGCGUGCGGCUGUUGUUACACAAUGGACGAAGAAAGUUAUUGUUGAAAAACAAACACUAUCAAAUUCACCAAAUGUUACUGAACCACUGCUAAUGCCAAUUGUAAAAAUUGAAAAACAAAAAUCGCAAAAUUUAAAUGUAAACGAAUCUGGUGUAAUUUCCGAAUACGAGCUACCAAUCGACGUGGAAUGGGAAAUACCACGAUCAUUAUUAACACUUGGCAAAAGUUUGGGUGAAGGUGCAUUCGGUAAAGUUGUAAAAGCAGAGGCACAAGGUCUUAUCAAACAGGAUUCAAGCACAAUUGUUGCUGUGAAAAUGUUAAAAGAAGGGCAUACAGACGCCGAAAUGAUGGAUCUCGUAUCAGAAAUGGAAAUGAUGAAAAUGAUUGGAAAAAAUAUUAAUAUUAUCAAUUUAUUAGGAUGCUGUACCCAAAAUGGACCAUUGUAUGUGGUCGUUGAGUUUGCACCGUAUGGUAAUUUACGUGAUUUUCUGCGACAACAUCGUCCAUCUUCGGGUUAUGAUGGACGAUCUUCGGGUUAUGAAUCGACGAUUGAUAGUCAAAUGUUAAAAGAGAAGAAAACGUUAACACAAAAGGAUUUAGUAUCGUUUGCGUAUCAAGUAGCACGCGGCAUGGAGUAUUUAUCAUCCAGGAGGUGUAUUCAUCGAGAUUUGGCAGCUCGAAAUGUGUUAGUUAGCGAAGAUUAUGUAAUGAAAAUCGCCGAUUUUGGUUUGGCACGAGAUAUUCAUUGUAACGAUUAUUAUAGAAAAACUACAGAUGGUCGAUUACCAGUAAAAUGGAUGGCACCAGAAGCUCUGUUUCAUAGGCUUUAUACAACACAAUCUGAUGUAUGGUCCUAUGGAAUCUUAUUAUGGGAAAUAAUGACGCUAGGUGGUACCCCGUAUCCAUCAGUUCCAAGUGUGGAAAAACUAUUUCAAUUAUUACGAAGUGGACAUAGGAUGGAAAAACCACCAUGUUGCUCAAUAGAAAUAUAUAUGUUAAUGCGAGAAUGUUGGAGCUAUCAAGCAACAGAACGUCCAAAUUUCUCAGGUCUUGUUGAAGAUUUAGAUCGUAUAUUAACAAUAACCGCAAACGAAGAGUAUUUAGAUUUGGGUCUACCACAAUUAGAUACGCCACCGUCCAGUCAGGAAUCGGGAUGUUCCCAACAAGAUAUCCCAUUCCCAUACGCCUUAUAAAGUAUUAAGAAGUGUUCUACAUAAAAGUAUUCAAACACGAGAUUCAAUAAAUUUUGAGCCUUCUCUCUGUUAAGAAUUUGUUUCGCAGUGCAAUAUUAAUUUUUUUUUUUUUUUUUUUUUUGAAGUAUUACUUAAGUUAUAACGGGAAAAAUUCCCAAAAUUAUUUUUUAAACAAUCCCCUGCAUUUAUGGUUUAGAGUUUAGUGCUAUUAAAAUUAGUUAGAACGUUUUAAGCCGAAAUAAUACACGAUUUGGGUCAAUUCCCAAACUGAAAUGUGUUAAGGGCUGCCUUGUCAAAAAGCCUGCAUCAUUUUCGUAAGAUUGGAGAUUGGUUGGAUUGCUAACUUAUAGAACAAUUAAACUAAAUAUCUAAAAGGAAAAAUUAAUGUAUCUUUGAAAUUUUCCACAAUUGUUUAUUAUUUUGUAAAAACUUCGUAAAAAAAAGUCGACUUCGCAGAGGCGUUCCUAACCUAUAUUUCACAAAAACACUAGUUGAAUUUAACCUGAAAACAAUCAUCACACUUUUUUUAUAGUUUUGGAGAAAAUAGAUACCAAAGUUUUUUCCUAAG
Messenger RNA from Chrysoperla carnea, 3478 nucleotides. RefSeq names its product fibroblast growth factor receptor homolog 1-like. The record is from RefSeq and is a predicted model, not a curated record. The transcript has 12 exons. Gene Ontology annotation, molecular function: fibroblast growth factor receptor activity; ATP binding. Bases 103 to 2910 code for a protein of 935 amino acids. Lineage: Eukaryota; Metazoa; Arthropoda; Insecta; Neuroptera; Chrysopidae. Gene Ontology annotation, biological process: fibroblast growth factor receptor signaling pathway; multicellular organism development; positive regulation of kinase activity. Gene Ontology annotation, cellular component: signaling receptor complex; membrane.